GUUGUGGACGGUGUUCGUUUGGCGCGCUUCCCGCAAACCACCAAUCCCAGCACCCAUCGACAUCUACAUCAUGGAUGACAGGUUGACGCAGCUGCCUGUGAGCCGCAUCAAAGCGGCCAUGCGCAAGGACCCGGACGUGCAGCUCGUCGCACCAGAGGCUGCGGUGCUCAUCGCAAAAGCAACAGAGCUGUUCAUCGCGCACAUGGCGCGCUGCAGCUUCGACCGUGCACAGCAAGUCGCACCGAGGCGAAAAACAGUGCAAACCAAGGACAUUGAACACGUCCUGGAGUCGAAGGAAGAGUUUCUGUUUCUUGAAGGCAUUCAGCUUUGGACAAAGAAGAACAGCGGCGGGUCGAUUCGGCGGCACGCCGCGCCCAAACACACCACCAACGACGACAACGAUGACAGCGAUGAUGACAACGACAAUGAGGACAGCAGUGCCACUGUCAUUGCGAUGGACGAGGAUGAGGGUGAUGAAGCGACUGGCGACGCAGAGAUGGACACGAGUGUUGAUGAGGGUGCAUUGGACGGUGUUGAACGUGCGCUAAACGGGGACAUCGAGGAAGGCAGUGAAGAUGAAGAUGAUGAUGAGGAGGAGCACGAGGAGGAGUAGGAGCAGUGGAUACAGAGCACCAUCUCAUCGUUGAGUGUGCAUCUUUGUUACUUUCCUUGCUUUUGCUUCGGCGCAUGACGCACCCUCCUCCUCACUUUGUUGCAUUUGAUUUGAUUUGACCUAAUAAACGCAUCCCAUCCCUUA
Molecule: messenger RNA, 757 nt
Organism: Salpingoeca rosetta
Lineage: Eukaryota; Choanoflagellata; Craspedida; Salpingoecidae
Exons: 4
Coding region: 71-613 (180 amino acids)
Cellular component (GO): nucleus; epsilon DNA polymerase complex
Molecular function (GO): protein heterodimerization activity
Source: RefSeq, a predicted model, not a curated record